Messenger RNA from Aedes albopictus (Asian tiger mosquito), 5526 nucleotides. RefSeq lists its product as uncharacterized. The transcript has a single exon. NCBI's taxonomy places the organism in Eukaryota, Metazoa, Arthropoda, Insecta, Diptera, Culicidae. Gene Ontology annotation, molecular function: nucleic acid binding. The coding region runs from base 1 to 5526 and encodes 1841 amino acids. The record is from RefSeq and is a predicted model, not a curated record.
AUGAUGCAGCCCGCAAAGGUAUGUGGAAAAUGUUCGUCCGGCGGUUCGAUUGGACAGAUGCUCGGAUGCGAUAUGUGCGACGUCUGGUUCCAUGCUGGCUGCGUAGAUGAGACGGAUACGAACCUCAACCCGGACAGGACUUGGAAGUGCAGCCGUUGCGUGAAGGACGACGCUGGAGAGGUAUCUAGCCAUCACGCUAGCAAGUCGGUGAGGAGUUCGGCUAGUAGCAGAGCCCGACGGGAACUACUUCUACAACAGCUGGAGGAACAACGCGCCUUGAAGCUAAAACAACGCGCGGAGGAGGACGAGAUAAGGAGAAAGCGUGCUGAGGAGGAUGAUGCGUUUCUUCAACAAAAAUUGGAGCUUAUGCUGGACGAUGACAACGAAAGCAGGCGUAGUAAGCUUAGCAGUCGGGCUAGCAGGCAGAAGGUCGAAGGCUGGCUCAAUGACGGCCGAGGCGGCCAAACAGUAGCGACCGGUCCGACAAGCGAUAUAGUCACCCCGAAGCAAGGAGAAGUACAUCAACCUGGCCUUAUCACCUCAGUUGGAGCAGCGCACCUACCAGAGUGCGCACCCUCAACUUCUGGGAUGCAGAGAGAGGUUCCAACAUCGACGUCAACACCUCAGGCAGGUAAAACGCACAAACUAGUACUAGUAGAAGACCCUCGAAAUGGUAUGCCGCAACAUGUAGGCCACCUUAACUAUUUAGGCAACAGUAAGGGGUACUGCGGUGGUAACAGUAUAUUACCACCGUCAAGUUUAGUAGGACCGAACGUGGGAGGGCAGCCUUUCCCUUUGCAUGCGUCGUGCCAAAUUGCACCAGUUAGCGAACUUUCCGAAAAUUGUAUUGCGAAAACGACAAGUGCCGAGACAAAAGUUACCUUUUCAGGAUACAUUCCUCCAUUUGUACCCAGUGUUCAUCAAAAUACAUUCGGUGUGAAUUAUCAAGGUGUGGGAACUUGCCAGGGGCAAUCAGUCAAGCCUCCAGUUUCGCGAAGUACAAUCAUUCCUCCGUUCGUGGGUGCCUCCGUAAUAGCACCCGAAGUGUUUCCAAGUGUUACCGUGCAAAAUGCGAAUGUGCCAGUUCUACCAUCGUCGACAUCAGUUCCCAAUAUAGACGCCGAACAGCGAGCAUCAGCAGUCAGCGCAGUGGAAUCAUUCGGUGGCGCAAGUGCAGCCGAGUUGCAGCCAAAUCCGGCAGGCGUACAGCAGUUUGGAGGACCACAAGUGGGAAUAUCGUUUCAGCCCGUGCCUAGUAGCGCGCAGUUAGCAGCGAGGCAGGUGAUGCCACGUGAGUUGCCCAACUUUUCUGGCGAUCCGCAGGACUGGCCCUUGUUUUCAAGCUCCUUCUACAACUCUACGACAGCAUGUGGGUUCACAGAUGCGGAGAACCUAGCCAGGCUUCAACGAUGCCUGAAAGGGCAUGCGCUGGAUUCAGUGAAGAGUCGUCUACUGAUGCCGGAGUCUGUACCACAUGUGAUGGAAACAUUGCGUAAACUGUAUGGGCGACCAGAGGUGCUUAUCCACACACUUCUACGAAGACUGCGCAGUGUACCACCACCGAGAACCGAGAAUCUGCAGUCGGUCAUCACGUUCGGGAUGGCCGUUCGGAACUUGGUCGACCACAUGUUCGUCGCGCAGCUGAUGGACCAUCUUCGUAAUCCUAUGCUACUUCACGAGUUAGUGGAAAAGCUCCCGUCGUCGAUGAAAAUGCAGUGGUCGUGGUAUAAGCGAUUACAAGCGGAAGUCAAUCUUGCCACAUUCGGGGAAUUCAUGACUGAAAUGGUCAACACGGCCUCCGACGUGACUCUACCAACAACGGAUGCCGCUGUUCACCAAGCUAGACCGAAUCAGGCUGGGAAAGAGAACCAGAAACUAUACGUGCACGCUGAGACACGAGGCGAACGAGGCGGCUUGAAUUGCACACCAGGACCAGCCGGAACAAGGCGACCGUGCCACUACUGUUCAGAUGAGGAGCACGAGGUAGUUACAUGUCCACAGUUCAAGUCAUUGGACGUAUAUGGUAGGUGGAAAGCAAUGCGGUUGAAAGGUCUAUGCAGAACGUGCCUGAUCCCGCAUCGAAAGUGGCCAUGCCGUUCAGGAAGGGAGUGUGGAGUCGAAGGUUGCCGGAUGCGUCAUCAUGAACUGUUGCAUUCGCGGGACGCUAUUGACUCAUCGGCUGGGCAAGCGGGAUCUGAAAGAAGAUCGGGUCCAAGCGGAGCGAGUGUCAUUCAGCAGAAUCACCAUUUAGCGUUGAACUUUUGCCUUUUCCGGUAUUUGCCGGUAACCCUCGAGGGAAACGGAAAACAGGUGGAAACGUUCGCCUUCCUUGAUGACGGUUGUCAAACAACGCUUAUGGAAGCCGGACUGGCAGAAGACCUGGAUAUCGCCGGACCAGCUGAGUCCCUUUGGCUAGGAUGGACGGGCAACAUCUCUCGAGAGGAAAAGGGUUCGCAACGCCUAUCAGUGAAGAUAUCUGGCGACGGGAUGAAGAACCAGUACAAGUUGAGCAACGUACGUACGGUCCAGCGGCUUCAACUGCAAGGACAAACGUUCCACUACGAAGAGCUUAUGAAGAUGUACCCACACCUACGUGGACUUUCGCUACGCAGUUAUGUCAACGCCGUGCCCAGAAUCAUCAUCGGCAUUGAACAUGCACAGCUGCUGACUGCAUUGAAAGUACGAGAGGGCAAGUCAAAUGAUCCAGUAGCAGUUAAGACUCGAUUAGGCUGGUGCGUUUACGGCAAGCAGACGUCUGGAGGUAGUUCUGCCAUUGAGCGAGUACAUCUGCACACGGAGGAGCAACAAAUUGGGAAUCGUGAGCUCCAUGAUUUGAUGAAGCAGUACUUCGCCAUUGAGGAAGCUGCGGUGGCUACCCCUAUCGAGUCGGCAGAAGACAGCCGAGCUCGUGCCAUCUUACAGAAAACAACGCGCAGGAUUGAAGGAGGGUUUGAAACUGGCCUGAUCUGGAAGUACGACCAUCCGGUUUUCCCGGAUAGCUUUCCUCUAGCCCUGCGGAGACUGCAGUCGUUAGAAAAGCGUCUCGCAAAGGACCAAGAGCUGGGAGAAAAGGUGUCAUCGCUGAUUCGAGAUUACGAAACAAAGGGAUAUGCACACAAAAUCACACAGGAGGAGUUGGAAUCCACCGAUCCUAGCCGCGUGUGGUAUCUUCCUCUGGGAGUAGUAAGGAACCCGAAGAAACCGGAGAAGGUCCGUCUAAUCUGGGACGCUGCGGCGCGGGAACAUCGACUGUCCUUCAACGAUAUGCUUCUCAAAGGACCAGAUAUGAUGACAUCGUUGGUCGCUGUUCUGUUAAGAUUCAGGCAGAGAUCGAUCGCAAUCUGUGGGGACAUUCGUGAAAUGUUUCAUCAGGUCCGGAUCAUCCCUGAGGACAAGCAGUCACAAAGGUUUUUGUUCCGUUGUCACCCAGAUGAUCCACCGCAAAUCUACGUAAUGGACGUGGCGACGUUUGGUGCGUCAUGCUCUCCUUGCUCGUCACAGUUCGUUAAGAACAAAAACGCACAAGAGUUCGCUUCGCAGUUUCCGAGGGCAUCGGAGGCCAUUAUCAAGGCUCACUACGUGGACGACUACCUGGAUAGCGUAGACACUGUCGAGGAAGCGGUUCAGCUAGUCAACGAGGUGAAGUACGUGCACGCGCUAGGAGGAUUCGAAAUAAGGAAUUUUUCAUCGAAUUCGUCAGCUGUUCUUCAAAGUCUGGGUGAAACGGAGCGUUCACCGAAAUCGCUGGAUCUGGAAGGUUCAGUUUACGUCGAGCGAGUCCUGGGGAUGGUGUGGAAGCCAGCUGAAGAUUUGUUCUCCUUCGAUGUAACGGUGAAAGAUGACCUGAAGAACUUUUUGGAAGGAAAUACGGUGCCGACGAAGCGACAAGUGCUGCGACUAGUUAUGUCGCUGUUUGAUCCUUGCGGAUUCAUUGCCCACUACAUCGUGCAUGGUAAAAUCCUGAUGCAGCAUAUUUGGAGAUCGGGCACGGAUUGGGACGAUGGUAUCUCGCUGGAGGUACAAGGAAUGUGGAGAAACUGGAUACUACUUCUGGAGCGGUUAGCAGAAGUUAAAGUCCCACGUUGUCUGUUUGGUGAAACCAGCAGUAAGGAACCCGCUACCAUUCAGCUGCACGUUUUUGUAGAUGCCAGUGAGCUAGCCUAUGCGUGCUGUGCCUAUUUAAGAAUAGUGCAGGCAGGCGUUAUCCGUUGCUGUCUCGUCGCAGCGAAAACAAAGGUUGCUCCCUUGAAGCCGCUGUCAAUUCCACGCCUUGAGCUACAAGCUUGCGUAAUCGGAUGUCGCCUCAUGGAAACUGUUUGCGUCACCUUAGAUUUGACAAUCGAAGGACGGUACUUGUGGACGGACUCCGCAACAGCACUCGCCUGGAUAAAAUCUGACAGCCGACGCUAUCAUCCAUAUGUAGCGUUCCGAGUAGGCGAAAUACUGAAUUCCUCCAGUGUAGAUGAAUGGUUCCACGUUCCAUCGAAACAAAAUGUAGCCGACGAUGCCACGAAAUGGGGAAGUGGUCCGAACUUCAGCCCAAACAAUCGCUGGUUUGCCGGCGAGUCAUUCCUAUAUGAACCAAUGACCAAAUGGCCGAAGCAGACCGGGUUACAGUGGAAAACAAAUGAAGAAUUACGUGCUGCGUUUCAUCUUCAUCAAGAGUUACCAGAAUCAACUAUUGACGUGAGCAAGUUCUCCAACUGGAGCCGUUUGCUGCGAGCAACUGCGUAUGUUCAACGAGCGGCGCAAAACUUCCGUGGUCGGAAGAUAGGAGGUGAGCUGACAAGUGAUGAGCUGUUGCGAGCUGAAAACCUUUUAUGGCGUCAAACACAGCAGCAAGCGUACCCGGAUGAAUACAGCGUGCUGAAGCAUAAUCUGGAACACCCGGAAAAAACACCGAAGUUGUUAGAGAAGAGUAGUUCAUUGUUUCAGGAAUCUCCUCUCAUGGACAGCGCAGGAGUAAUCAGAAUGAACAGUAGAAUUUCAACGGCUCCUUCCGCACCCUUCGCAACCAAAUAUCCAGUCAUUCUCCCCAAGGACCACGCUUUAACACGUCUGCUAGUUGACAGCUACCACCGGCGUUUUCUGCACAUGCAUAACGAAACUGUCUUUAACGAAGUUCGCCAAAGAUUCAGAAUUCCGCAGUUACGUCCGGUCAUCAAAAGGGUUGCCAGAGAAUGCCAGCGCUGCCGAAUCACAAAAUCCGUACCACAAGCACCGAUGAUGAGUCCACUUCCAGCAGUCCGGCUUACUCCAAACGUCCGGGCGUUCAGUUACACUGGUGUGGAUUACUUCGGCCCAAUCAUGGUGAAGCAGGGACGCAGUUUGGUGAAGCGCUGGGUGGCGCUGUUCACGUGCCUCACCAUACGUGCGGUACACCUAGAGGUCGUUCACAGCUUGUCGAUGAAAUCCUGCGUUAUGGCCAUUCGACGCUUUGUUAGCCGUAGGGGCGCCCCGAAGCCUUUUACUCUGACAACGGGACGUGCUUUAAAGGUGCCAGCAAUUUGCUUACAGAUCAGCUGA